This is a messenger RNA of Paramecium tetraurelia, 709 nucleotides long. RefSeq lists its product as uncharacterized. The transcript is spliced from 4 exons. Lineage: Eukaryota; Ciliophora; Oligohymenophorea; Peniculida; Parameciidae. The record is from RefSeq and is a predicted model, not a curated record.
AUGUCAAAUCAAUAGCAACUGAAAGAAGAGUUACAGUUGUAUAGAUCUUAAUUAAGCAAAUUGAGUGUGGAGAGAGAUUAGACAGUGUUUGAACUAAAUAAAGUGAUUAGAUUAGUCGAGAGAUUGCAGAUUAAAAUUACAGAAAAGGAUGCCGAGAUAUUGAUGCUGCAUACCUAAUUGGAUGAGUAGGAAAAAUAUCAUUAAAUACAAUUGGAAUAAGUCAAAUAGCAUUAUGAGUAUUUGAAGGAAAGUGCAAUUGUUAGACUCAAGUCUGAAAUGAAUUUUGAUUCUGAGAUCAUGACCAAGGAAAUUCAGGAGACUAAGCAGUUGUACUAAGAAAUCUUGGUAAUGGAAGCCAAGCGGAAGUCAUCCUGUUCUUAGGAGGAGACUCAUUGUCAAUCCAUUAAUGAUUACUAGAAACUCUUUACUGAGAAAUAAGAAUUAUAGCAAUUGGUUGAUAAACUGUAGAGGGUGAAGGAUAGUUAGGAAUGUGAUCAAUCUGAUGAGCUCAUCUAGGAGAUACAAUAUUUACGUGAAUAACUGUAGAAAUUAACCAUUGAAUUAGAAACUGCCAAAUAGACCAUAAAUGUUCUCCAAGUUCAAAUUCUUAAAUAGUAAGAUUUAUUGAAAGAAUACUACUCUAACGACUUUCAGGGGUGAUUCAUCUGAAUUAAUUUUCCCAUUUCUAUAAUAAAAAUUUAAUUUGAGA